Messenger RNA from Penaeus vannamei (Pacific white shrimp), 1551 nucleotides. The record is from RefSeq and is a predicted model, not a curated record. Lineage: Eukaryota; Metazoa; Arthropoda; Malacostraca; Decapoda; Penaeidae.
CGAGGUCCUUUCCGCUCGUUUAAGAAGGGUGCUGGCCAGGUCUUAGGCAGCAGUCUCACGCAGGCCUUGCAAGGAGAGGUAUUGCCUGUGUUUUCCCUUGUUAUUUGUGACUUGAGGGUGAUCAUUUUCGGGAAAAGUUGUGACCUGUUUCCUCUGUUAUAGAGCGAGUGGAUAAUGCUUGUAAAACGGGCAUUCAAGCGUGAGAUAUAGCCUUGGAAUGUGAAUUUGCGGUUCUGAUAAGUUUGGCAGAAGCAUUCAAACGAGAAGGAUCUUUUUUGCCAUCUCUUCGCUAGAAAAUACAUCUAAGGCAUGGAGCUCCACGGCCCCCGCUUCUCCGACUUCAGCAUCCACUCCCUGAUGACGGCCCGCUCUCUGGCUGAGAUGGGCGACCCUCCCGGUGCAGGGUGGCCCGGCCCUCCCGCCCACGCCCUCCACCCAGGCCUGCAUGACCCAUGGGCGCUUCCUCACCAUGCGUACGCCAGACACAAUCCUAAUAUGGUGGUUCCGAUGGAUAGCUGGGGACCCCGUCAGUCAGCGGUUGCGCCGAUUCAACCACACCUGCAAGAUCAGCAUCAACCACAACACCUCACUCCGCAUCUGCAACACAUGCAAUACCAUCACCCGUUCAAUACUCCAAUUACUCCUGUGAAACGUGCCUCCUCCCCCCUCGGCGGUAUGGCGCGACCCCCCAGCCUGGAGAGUGGCUACGAUAGUUUCAAUUCCCCGCAUCUCCCUGGGGCCGCUCCCGCCAACCGCAUACAUCCACAGGGACAGACCUUCGUGGAUUUUAGUCCAGUGACGCCCCUAGAAGGCAACGGUCCUACUGCAGGCUAUAGACAGGAGUGGGCAGGACCCGGGCACGAAGUCGUAGCCGGGGACAUACCCGAACACGAGACGCAAGUUCCAGAAGCAUGUUCGCAGGAGAUCGUGGCUCCGUGUCCUCCCGGGCAGACGAUGAAGAAGGCGCUGGACGAGGCACCGAAGCCAGGAAGCAAAAGGCGCCGCGUGGAGGAGGACGCCGUCAUCCCCUGCGCAGUGUGUGGGGACAAGGCCUCGGGAAUGCAUUACAGGGUCCAUGCUUGUGAAGGGUGCAAGGGCUUCUUCAGGCGUGUGACGUCAAGGAACACCCGUUUGGUUUGUCCGAGAAACUACCAGUGCGAAGUCACCAGGGAGUCUCGCACGCGCUGCCAGGCUUGUCGGUUCCAAGGGUGUCUUCGCGCAGGCAUGGCCAAAGAUGUGAACACGAUUCCGAAGCGUGGGCGGAAGAGGCCCAUCGCCGACGGAGGGGAACAGAGCAGCCCCAUCUCUCAGCCGAGCGACGACCUCAUCCACACCCUCACCAGUGCACACCACGCCACCUUCUCGCCCGCAUGCCACGCCCAACAGCUCACCGAGGCGAGUUUGUGGGCGGCCGAAGCAGACGUGGGCGUGGAGGGGCGUACGAGAGCGCAACAGUUUGCCAUGAUGGUGCCGGGGAUCGCUAGCCUUCCCCCGGUCGACCAGCAGACCGUCCUUGGCUUGCCGAAGUUAUGCCAGAGGCGACCGCUGUAG